ACUGCGCUCGCCCGCCAUGGGGCUGGAGCUGCUGCUCCCACUGCUCCUGCUCUGGACUCAGAGGACCCAAGAGUCCAAGCUGGACCCUGAAGGGCUGGACCCCAAACGGUUGGACCCCAAACGGUUGGACCCCAAAGGGCAGAAUGUUUGCAAGAGCAGCAGCCCCCUUGCCGAGCUCCUGUGCUGUCCAGGCUGGAGGCAGAAAGAUCAAGAAUGUACUAUCCCCAUCUGUGAGGGGCCGGACGCCUGUAGGAAAGACGAGGUAUGUGUGAAACCAGGCCUCUGUCGGUGCAAACCUGGAUUCUUCGGGGCCCGGUGCAGCACCCCCUGCCCGGACCAGUACUGGGGCCCCGACUGCCGUGAACCCUGUUCCUGUCACCCCCACGGCAAGUGUGACCCAGUCACAGGUGUGUGCCAGUGCCAAGCCAACCGCUGGGGCAACAACUGUGAGCACCAGUGUUCCUGCGGGACCCACGGACGUUGCGACCCCAAGACUGGCCUGUGCCGCUGUGACUCAGGCUGGUGGUCGGAAACAUGCCAUCGCCGAUGCAGGUGCAACCCGUUGGCACAGUGUGACGAGAUCACAGGCACCUGCCUGUGUGCACGAGGCUGGUGGGGCGAGCGCUGCAACUUUAAGUGCUCCUGCCACACGUCACCUUGUGCACCAGACACAGGCCGCUGCGUAUGCCUGCCCGGGUGGUGGGGGCUCGACUGCAAGCGGCCGUGCAGCUGCAUCCACGGAUCCUGCCACAGCACUUCUGGCCAGUGCACUUGCAUGCUUGGCUUCCAGGGCACAAACUGCGAUCAGCCCUGCACCCCUGGCUACUAUGGGAUGCGGUGCCUCCAAAGAUGCGGCCACUGCAAGGAGAAUGCACCGUGCUCUAAGGAUUUAGGCCACUGUGAGUCCUGUGAGCCAGGAUGGAAUGGGACCCUGUGCCAGGUGUCUUGCUCACCGGGCACCUUUGGCGAGAGCUGCAGCCAACAGUGCCCCCGCUGCCGGGGUGGGAAGCCCUGUCACGCAGAAACAGGACACUGUGAGCACUGUGACCCUGGCAGGAUGGGGCCCAGAUGUGAGGACAGCUGCCCAGCUGGUACCUUUGGAGAGGACUGCAGCUCUAUCUGUCCCACCUGUGUUCAGGGGGCCUGUGACUCUGAAACUGGAGAAUGUGUCUGCAGUGCUGGCUACUGGGGGACCAGCUGCAACAGUUCCUGCCUGCCUGGCUUCUAUGGCAGCAACUGCUCCCUGCCCUGCCAGUGCUCAGAUGGAUUCUGCAACCCUAUUUCUGGAGCCUGCCCCUUGGUCCUUUUCAGCAAAGAAGUUGCUCUCGUUGGCAGCCUUGUGCUUUUCCUGCUGCUCCUCCUGGGCAUUGCCUACUACUGCUGGGCCACUCGGCGGGACCCUAAGGACAGGCCUGCGAGGGGUGGAACCACCUUGUCCAGGAUGAAGCAGCAGGUCUGCGGGGCACUGAGCAGUCUGGGCUCUGCACUUACUUGCGGCUCUCUCAGUGGCUACAAGCUUCCCUGGGUGACAGUCUCUCACCACGACCCGGAAGUCCCCUUCAACCACAGCUUCAUCGAGCAACCCUCUGCUGGCUGGGCUUCUGAGGACUCCUUCUCCUCUGAUUCUGAAUCUGGAGCAGAGAACGAGGAUUCUGCCUACUGCGUGUCAUCCCCAAAAGGGACGGUUCCUGUGGCCCAAGCAGAGUCGUCAGAGGCCACCUUCCCUCCCCCUGAGGAUGCCUCCACGCCAUUCCCUAUCCCGAGAACCUCCAGCUUAGCCCGGGCCAAGCGGCCCUCGGUCUCCUUUGCUGAAGGCACCAAGUUUGUGUCACAGAGUUGCCGAAGCUCGGGGGAGCUCCCCAGCCCAAUCCGAAAACCCAAGAGGCUCUCCAGAGGAGCCCAAGCAGGUCCUGAGAGCCAGGAGACUGAGGAGUCCACAAGCACGGAACAAGCACAGGUGGAUAAGGCCCCUCCUGCUGCUGCCACACCCAGCAAUUCUGCCAAUGGCCAGCGAUUCCCACGUGGUAGCCAGAAAGCGGCCGAGCACGGGGAAACCACUGAGGACAACGUCCAGAAGAGCUCCGAUUCUGUGGCCACGAUCUACAUGCUGGCAGGGAUGCCUGAGAGAUCCGAGGGCUCUGUCUUGUCUGUCUUCCGCCGUCUGGGUAACUUCCAGAAAGGCCAAGCAGAAGCCAACGUCAAGAGUGCCAUCCCUAAGCCUCCACGCCGAGCUCUGGCUCGGAAGAAGGGCAGCCCUGGCCCGGCUCCCAACGCCAGUCUUGGGGCCGUGGAAUCUAUAGGAGUUAGGCAGGAGGAGGUGUCCAGGGUGCUGGGGGAUGGCAGUGAGAGCCCAGGGAGGACCCAGGAACCAGUCUCCAGGAACAGCCUCCCAGAACAUGCUCCCCAGAAACACGUUGAAGAGGAAGGGCCGGAGGAGCCCCUGUAUGAGAACGUGCGUGUGCCUGGGUAACCAGCGUCCUGAAGACCUUAGAUUCGGGCAGUCGGAAGAAUAUGGAUGGGGUGGUGGGCUGGAGGCACCAGAACUGCCAUGAAUCGGACGGUGCUUUGUGCUGGAGCCAGGACGCACUCAGCAGAGCCUCUGCACAGGAAAAGGCCAGGGCUAGAGGCCAGCUAGCUGGCUUUGGGUCUUGGCAGUGCUCCGGGAGUAGGUCUGGAGGGCCUGGGCAGGGAUCCUGCAGGAAGGGGUCAGGAAGAGGGAAAAGACACUGUAGGGACUUUUUGUCUGUUGCCCUGGAUUCUGCCCCCAAACCACUGUUCUUUCCUUCAUUUGCCAAACAUUUUUUCUGAAAUGGAAAACAACCUAAAUGUUUGAUGUCAAAAGACUGGUUAAACAGAUACUUCUUAGGAGAGGUUACUACUAAAAAUCAUGUUGUACAAAAGAUAUUUAAUGUGGGAGAAUGUUCGUGCUACUCUAAGUGUGUAAAAAGUGACAUACAAAGUAUGGACUACAGUACAGUACAAUAGCUUGUUGUUGCUUUUGUGCUGAGGAUUGAACUCGGGGCCUUACUUUUGCCAAGCACAUGUUCUGCCACUGAACUAUAGCA
Molecule: messenger RNA, 3065 nt
Organism: Fukomys damarensis (Damara mole-rat)
Lineage: Eukaryota; Metazoa; Chordata; Mammalia; Rodentia; Bathyergidae
Gene: Scarf1
Product: scavenger receptor class F member 1
Exons: 11
Coding region: 17-2470 (817 amino acids)
Molecular function (GO): scavenger receptor activity
Source: RefSeq, a predicted model, not a curated record